Molecule: messenger RNA, 1391 nt
Organism: Rhododendron vialii
Lineage: Eukaryota; Viridiplantae; Streptophyta; Magnoliopsida; Ericales; Ericaceae
Product: ABSCISIC ACID-INSENSITIVE 5-like protein 1
Exons: 5
Coding region: 208-1275 (355 amino acids)
Biological process (GO): positive regulation of DNA-templated transcription
Cellular component (GO): nucleus
Molecular function (GO): DNA-binding transcription factor activity
Source: RefSeq, a predicted model, not a curated record
ACCAUCUUCUUAGACCUCUCCGUGCACUAAGAGAGACAGAGAGAAGAUAGAGAGAGAGGCGGAGUGGGGGGCAGCAAAAUGGAUUUCUCACGCCUCUAGGUUGAACUAGAUGAGUUUCAGGGUUACGUUGAGCUUUCAAUCCAAUAUACACAAUAACAUCCAAAAAGUUUACCAAUUUUAAAAUCGCAAGUGAUUAGCUGCUUAACCAUGGAGGAUUCUGACCCUGAAAGCAUUGAGGUGAAAUCAGAAUUGCCGCAACAUCCCUCAGAAAAGUCAGCAGAUAACCGCUCAAGUUCAUCAUCACCAAACAAACAAAGCUCUAUUUUUUCCCUCACCUUAGAUGAAUUCCAAUACAAGAGUGGAAAGAGUUUUGGGUCGAUGAACAUGGAUGAACUCCUCAAUAGUGUCUGGAAUGCCGAAGGGAAUCCAUUCCCUUCACACUCAAUCCAAAAUGACGCGAGCUACAAUGAAAACGGAGCCACAUCAAUGUAUCUCCAUGGACAAGGCUCGUUUUCGAUCCCCACCCCGCUUUGUAAUAAAACGGUAGAAGAGGUGUGGGCUGAAAUCAAUCGAAAUCAAUCCCCGACGCAAAACCCAAACAUUGUGAGUAACGACUUUUCAGAACGGGAACAAACGUUCGGGGAGAUAACCCUAGAAGAUUUUUUGAUAAAGGUAGGCGUGAUUCAAGAACCAUGUACGCCUCUUCCUGCUGCUCAGGAAAUGGUAGACUGUUUCCAAAACCCUUGUGGGAAUUUUUUGAUUAGUGAUGACACGGGUUUGGAUCCAGAUAUCAGGCCAGGACCUAUGAUGGUUCUUGGAUUCUCUCAUCCAAAUCCAAACAACGGAAAUAACUUUCAAGCAAAUGGUUCACCUAUGUACCAAGUGUUCACACCUAGUGGCAGCUUCGUGGGAGAGUCGUCUAACAACAAUGUUAAUAAUGAAAAUGAAAAAUGUAACGGUGUGGGAGGGGAACCGCAAAUCAGAAGGAGGACAACAAAUGGUUCGUUCGAGCUCGCGGUGGAACGAAGGCAACGGAGGAUGAUAAAGAAUAGAGAGUCUGCAGCACGGUCUCGGGCCCGAAAACAGGCAUAUACAGCAGAACUAGAAAUAGAGCUAAACCAAUUGAGAGAAGAAAAUACAAGGCUCAAGACCAUUAUGGGAGAAGCAGAGAACAAACGGAAGCCGGAGGUUUUGAAAGGGAAACAACUAACAAAGGCACAAAGAACAGCAGAGAAGAUCAAGACAAUGAGGAGGACCUCAAGCUCGGCCUGGUGAACAAAAAUAGUUUCAUAUAAAUAACACAAUAAAACCGUUUUCUUUGAGAAUUUUCGAAAGCGUAGACAUUGCAAAUCUGUUUAUUUUGUCAGCACGGUCAUCUCUUCGUUUAUGCU